Messenger RNA from Rana temporaria (common frog), 4528 nucleotides. It is a transcript of the gene MON1B, whose product is annotated as MON1 homolog B, secretory trafficking associated. Lineage: Eukaryota; Metazoa; Chordata; Amphibia; Anura; Ranidae. The coding region runs from base 915 to 3326 and encodes 803 amino acids. Gene Ontology annotation, biological process: vesicle-mediated transport; protein targeting to vacuole. The record is from RefSeq and is a predicted model, not a curated record. The transcript has 6 exons.
UACCGCAAUGUUGGGUAACGAUGCAUGUCAAGCAAUCCAACCUUCAUGCCAGCUAGCUUUACCCAUGGCUGGCUGUGGCUCUUCUGCUAUUUCAGAUCUACAUGGUCUUCCCCUAUGUCGGUAAAGCUCAGUUGAGGACUGUAAUUGGAUAUGUUUUAUCGGGCUAUGUCAAGUUUAGUUACUAGUAAAAUCUUACCAUCCCACUGUGUUAUUGGAACAUGAGUGAUAUUGGCAGCACCACCAGUCAGGAAACAUCAGAAGUUUUUCUUGUUGCCCAGAGCAAGUGGCAGGCCUCACAUGACCUCCUAUGUUUGGCUGUAAGUGGAGGCAGCUGACAAACUCUCAUGUGGCUUCUAUUACCUCCCUGGGCCCCAUUUCCUGUUUUUGAAUAUUCAAUCAAUAUUUACUUUUGCUGCUUUGAAAAUAGGCUGUUGCUAUGAUCUAAUUUUAUGUUUUGUUAAAAUAUUUGUAUUUCUUUGAAUGUGAUCGCCAUGAUCUUAUCAGUAAUAUUUUAAAAAGCUUUCAGUGUGUACUUUUUGAAUGUAUUUAUGCAUGUGGGGGCAGCUGGUUUUCUCAUUGAUUAUGCAUGCUUUACCUCCCUGUUGGUAGUGCUGCAUAGUUAGUGAUGACUCUUUACUGUGCCUUUUGUGCAAGUCUUUGGUCAGAAUCACAUCAGACCCGAUAGCAAUAGACCCUCUGUAAAUACAACUGAGCUGUUUACACUAGUCAAUAAAGUGUAUCGCUAACCAAAACAUAUUAUCCUUGGUUUGGCUAGAGAGGGGAGGGUUAGAAGCACUGUGAGUUUUUGUUUGUCAUCUGUGUCUGGUUUGUCUUGAGGGGGGAAAUGGCAACCUUUGUUUUACCUUUAAAAAAAAAAAACUAGAGUAUGGAAUUUUUAAUAUUCUGUUUCUUUCAUGAAUUACCUGUACUGUAAGUUUGUGUUUUUAAAGGGUCUGUCUACCCAAAAGGUUUGGUUGGAUUACACUGAACUUGUCUCUGUUGCCAGGAUUAGGAAGUAUAGUGGAGACAUCAGAGAUGUGGGGACGAUGGCUGAGGAAUCGGAAUUGCCAAGUCUAGAGCAGCUCAGAGAAGAGGAGCAGCAGAGAGCUCCUCAAGAGAACAAGAGUCCAGUCAAUUCUGUUGAUCCGCCUCUACCAUCUUUCGUUGUCAACACAUUCAAGAAUGAGGUCCCCGAUGGCCAACAAACAAGAAUUGCCCAAAUUGAGCCUCCGGAUCUAACUCUAGGUUUAGACGAGCAGUGUCAGACUGUAAAUGCACAAGAUGGGUCAGCUCUUCUGCUUCAGGGUGUUUCCGAAGAAGCACACCACUGUUAUUCUGUAGAGCAUAGAGAAGACCCCAAGGCAGCAGGCAUUACUUCUCAAGAACCUUUAGAAUCUAGUAACAUUAUUACUGCAGAUAAAGAGGAGCAGUUUGUAAACACUCUUGAGCACUGCACUUUAAUGGAGGAAUGCUUGAAGAAAACACCUGAUGGUCUCGCUUCAAAAGAUCAUGAGGUGGGUAGUGUAGACAGUGACUCAAGUAGGGCAGAAAUGCAUGAAGAAUUAGAGCACACCUCCUUAGUAGUGGGUGAUAUGGACAAGGAAAAUGGAAUGCCUAGUAUUGUGCUUAAUGAGAACUUGCCACCACAGUCUGCACUAAUUACCUCAGACAGGAAUUCGGAACUGGAUGACGUGUCCUCAGCACAUUAUAACUUGAAACGGUCUUCUGAUAUUUCCAGCGAGUGUUCUAGAGAAACGUCACUUGUGGAUUCUGCUGAUGUAGGAUUUUUUGAGGAUCCAGAAGCUGGUAAUGUAGGUGCAGAAUAUGAGAGUGACCUCAAGGAACCAAGUGAUUCUGCUUCCACUGACAUUUUGUUGGAGGAGUCUUUAGAUUUCCCAGGCAUUUCUUCAGUGGUCGAAACUGUCACUCCUGAGGUAUCGCCACCUACUACCCCAAUUCAGCGUGAGGAAGAUGUUUCUACAGAGAGCUGGCGAAUCAAACGGAGGCAUGUCUUUGUCCUGAGUGAGGCGGGAAAGCCCAUUUACUCACGUUACGGUAACGAGGAGGCUCUGUCUUCCACCAUGGGUGUCAUGAUGGCGCUGGUCAGUUUUGUACAGAGCGGUGAUAACUCAAUCCGGUCUAUCCAUUCAGAGAAUCAGAAAGUUGUCUUCCUGCAGCAGGGACCCCUGGUAUUGGUGUCAGUAUCCCGUUCCCCUCAGUCGGAUGAGCAGCUAAGACUGGACCUUCUUUAUGUUUACUACCAGAUAAUUAGCAUGUUAACUCAGGCCAGCGUAGCUCGAAUCUUUGAAAAGAAGAAGAAUUACGACCUGCGGCGUCUCCUUGCUGGCUCAGAGAAAAUCCUGGACAGCUUGCUGGACUUGUUAGACACUGACCCUGGUUUUCUGUUGGGUGCUGUGCAAUGCCUGGCCUUACCCAGCCAGCUCCGUGAUUCCUUGAGCUCCAUACUGACUAAGGCCAUCACCAACAAUCUGGUGUUUUCCAUAUUGGUGGCUGACCAUCAGCUGGUCACUGUAGUACAGGAACGGGCUGUCAUUGAGGACUGUCGCCUGGAUCCUGCUGACCUUCAUCUUCUACUGAACCUAAUCGGGGCCUCCUCAGCUUUCCAAGCCGGUGAGAUCUGGACUCCCAUCUGCCUCCCACGCUUCAACCCUGAUGGCUACUUUUAUGCCUACAUCUCCUACUUGGAUCCCCAGUGCACAGUGUGUUUGGUGCUGCUGUCCACUGACAAAGAGUCCUUCUAUGCCGUAUCUGGUUGCAAGUCAAAGAUCCAAGAGGCCAUGAAGGCCCAGAACUCUUUGCAGGCUCUAGCUGGUGCGUUGCGGUGCUGCUCAUAUAGUGUGUCUCUUGUGGGUGUGCCAGAGCUAUUGCACUUUAUAUACAAACCCCUGGACAUCCCGGAUAUCUACCGACAACUUCCUCAAUUUACCAGCCCUGAGCCCGAUGGCCCAUAUUCCAGUGAGGAGGAGAAGCAAAGACUGUUUGACCUCUACCGUUAUCUUCAUUGCCGGAUGCACAGCUCAGCAAGACCACUGCGUCUGAUUUACCAUGUGGCGGAGAAAGAAACAAUGCUAGCAUGGGUCACCAGCAAAUUUGAACUGUACACAACGUUCAGCUCUUUAGUGACUAAAGUGGGCGCCAUUAAUGUCAUCACCAAACUCCUCCGUUGGAUCAAGAGAGAGGAAGACCGCCUAUUCAUAAGAUAUCCACCAAAAUAUUCCACGACUCCUCUACCCGGCAAAGGUGGGAAAGCAAGCCGAACAGAUAGGACUGACCCUUCCCAGAAUGGCUUCUUCACUGGUCUUUAGCGACUAAGAAACCGUUUUUUGUUUAGGUGGACCAGCAAGGAUUGGCUCUUGUUGUGCUAUGUACAGUGUCACCUGACACAUACACUGAGACUCUCCCAUUGUGGCACAGAUGGACUGGGGUGGUCCAGUAGUUUUCUAGGUGGCCUAACUUUUGCAGCUGCAGCUGAAGGGUCACUUUAUGCAAAACGAAUCUAUAGGUGAGGUUUGCAGUGUUGAACUCCACCUUCUGUAUCUUAUAUCGCUUUGGGACUUUAGGAUCCUGUGUCCAGCUUUCACUACUUCACCCUAUCCCCCCCCCCCCCCCCCCAAGUCUUACUCCUUAAAUUACAUCCUCUAUAAAUAAGUAACAAUUCAAACAGGUAGAGUAAGACAAAAAAAAACUAUACGAUACCGCUCUAGAUCGGCCCACCUUUAUCUGCUCAGAUACCUGUUGCUAGUCCAGCUUGUAACUAAAGGAAUCAUGAAGAAAAUUGUGGAUGACUGCAUUCCAGUAACUUCUUCUUUAUUGUAGUACAUCCAUAAAAACAAAUACACUAAGGCAGGAGCAGUGAGACCUCUAAUGCGUUUAAUGCUGUAGAGCACUUAAUCGCUGUUUUAAAAACAAUAUAACAUGAAAUGCAUUAAGAGUCUCCCCUCUUCUGCUGUAAUGUAUUUGUUUUAUGAAUGUACUACAAUUAAAGAAGUGUGGUGUGUUUUUUUUUUUUUUUUUUUUUUUUUUUUUUUAUACCAUAGUGCAGUCAUCCACAAUUUCUACAAAAUUGUGACACUUUCAUUGUAAUGGAAGCAACAGGUAGGCAGAGCCACAAUGUAUUAAAGUUGUUGGGUACUGCAGCAGUGAGACCUUCAAGCUGAGGAUUCCGCACCACCACGCUGCUUAGGAUUGCAGCUCAUUUAAUUUGCUGUAUUCCCCGUCAUGUAAAUUGAAUGAAAAUCUAGCAGAGAAAGCAUUAAUGACUGUGGCAGGAUGAGCAGAAGCUAGAACUUGUAUACAGAGAUCUUGCUAAUGGAUCCCCUGAUAGAUGUAAGAAGGUGGGGACUUAUUCAACUCAUCUGCAUUCACUCAAAGCCAAAAUAACAGUUUUACACAGACUGUUUUUUUAAACCGGCAAAUAUAGGGGGUCAGUUAUCCAUUCUGCAUUUACCACAAUGUGUUUUUCCUCUUCUCUAAGAUGAUUCUCACAAUAAAGCUGCUCCAGACACCA